GACUUAUUGAAGGAUGGGAUGACAUCAUCACGUUAAAACUUGUCCUUCAAAGUUUAUCUAUAAAUUCUCAGCAGCUUACGCCAAUUUCUUCAAAUAAAAUUAGUCGGGAAGAUAAUUCAAGAAUGUCAAGGCUAACAUCCAUCUCGUUCUUCGUGGCCGUUGUGGUCACCUUGGGAGCCCAAGUUGAUUCGGUUCCAGAUUGCGCUCAAAACGGGUUCUUUCCCGACGAUGAGAAUUGCCGUUUCUACUACGAUUGCGAACAGGGAGAGCCCAUUCGAGUUGUCUGCGAAGCCGAUUGGCUUUUUGAUGCUACAAACAAAUAUUGCGACUAUCCUGACCGGGUAGAUUGUGGAAGCAGACCUGUUUGUGAUGAAGAUGGGCAGAAUUGUGUCGAACAUCAUGUGACCACUCCCACGCCUCUGCCGGAAUGCACGAUCACCUGUGUCGAUGAUGGUUUCUUCGAAUAUGAAAAAUGCAGUGCAUUUUUCUGUCAUUGCUCCGUUGGACAUCCUUACUUAGAGGAAUGUCAAGAUGGUUUGAUCUUCAAUCCAGAGCUGGGAGGUUGUGAUUGGGAUUACAACGUUGAGGGAUGUACCGUAUAAAAUUGAAAUAAAGCUUCAUCUUGAAGAAUUAAGAUAAA
This is a messenger RNA of Tigriopus californicus, 640 nucleotides long. Its product is annotated as probable endochitinase. The record is from RefSeq and is a predicted model, not a curated record. Lineage: Eukaryota; Metazoa; Arthropoda; Copepoda; Harpacticoida; Harpacticidae. The transcript has 4 exons. Gene Ontology annotation, cellular component: extracellular region. Gene Ontology annotation, molecular function: chitin binding. Bases 123 to 602 code for a protein of 159 amino acids.